GAUGGAGGUAAGAGUAUCAAAUGUAGAAAUCUGUAAUUUGGCUUAUACUGGGAAGUUUGAAGAACUGAAGAAAUGCGCGUUGUCUGACAGCUCACAAGCGACGAGAACAGAUCAGGACAGCAGGACUGCUCUGCACUGGGCUUGUUCAGCUGGACAUGUGGAAAUCGUGCAGUUUCUGUUGGAUCUUGGAGCUGAAGUGGAUCUCAAAGAUGAUAUAGCCCAGAUUUUGCUGGAAAACAGUGCAGAUCUUAAAGGCAGGGGUGUGUGA
Molecule: messenger RNA, 268 nt
Organism: Sinocyclocheilus rhinocerous
Lineage: Eukaryota; Metazoa; Chordata; Actinopteri; Cypriniformes; Cyprinidae
Product: 26S proteasome non-ATPase regulatory subunit 10-like
Exons: 3
Coding region: 2-268 (88 amino acids)
Molecular function (GO): protein binding
Source: RefSeq, a predicted model, not a curated record